Danaus plexippus (monarch butterfly) is the source of this 1502-nucleotide messenger RNA. RefSeq lists its product as uncharacterized. Gene Ontology annotation, biological process: protein folding; chaperone-mediated protein complex assembly. Lineage: Eukaryota; Metazoa; Arthropoda; Insecta; Lepidoptera; Nymphalidae. The transcript has a single exon. Gene Ontology annotation, cellular component: nucleus; cytosol. The record is from RefSeq and is a predicted model, not a curated record. The coding region runs from base 155 to 628 and encodes 157 amino acids. Gene Ontology annotation, molecular function: Hsp90 protein binding; protein-folding chaperone binding.
UGUCAAUUAACAGUUUCAUGUCAUGCGUGUUUGCAUGUAAUUCGGGAUUUAACCAAUUAAUAAUCUUUUAAACUAUUGCCUUAUUAAAACUCAAGUGUUUUGAUAUAACAUUAGAUAUCACAAGAAGAAGAAUACACAUAUUUAUAAAAUUAACAUGGCUGCAGAAGCAGUUUCUAUUCCGCCAUCGGUUUCAUGGGCACAGAGGAAUGCUCGUGUGUUUCUAACGUUUAAUGUGGAAUGCGAAAAACCAGAUAUUAAAUUUGAAAAGAAAAUGGUAACCUUUAAAGGAAUAUGUGCUCCUGAUAACAAAUUGAAUGAAGUUGAAAUACCAUUGUAUUCAGAGAUAGAUCCGGAGAAAAGUAGUUACAUUAACAAGGGCAGGCUAAUUGAGGUUGUCUUAACUAAAGAGAAACAAGAAGAACCAUUUUGGCCUUCAUUAACCAGUGAUAGGAAGAAGCAUCAUUGGCUUAGAGUUGACUUCAAUAGAUGGCAAGAUGAAGAUGAAAGCGCUGAUGAAUUUGAUAAUACUGAUGACAUGUUCUCAAAUAAAAUGGGUGAUUUUGGUGAUGAAUAUGAAAAUGAUGAUUCCAGCUCCAUUGAGGACGAGGAUCUCCCAGAUAUCCAAUAAACAGCUCUUGUUUAUCAUUUGAUAAAAUUUAGAUACUUAUUCCUAUAAGAUUUGUCUUGAUGGUGUGCAUUUUAUACAAGGAAUUGCAAUGUGUCUUAGAUAUUUGUUACAAUUUAACUCCCUGAUCUGAUAAUUAAUAUCAUCGGUUUUUUUAUGAUUUUUUCAAGUAUAAGGAACAAAUUAUAGUAAUAAAUUUACUUAAAUAAUUUCAUAAACAUUGAAUGCAAUAAAUAUCUGGACCACAUUUAUUUUAAAAUUUCCGUCUUCAAAUAAAGUUACAUUAAUCUUUUGUUAGUUAGUUAGUUAGUAGUGGCUAGUAUGGUGUGGAUUUUGUUGGUUUAAGAGGUCAUUGUAACUAUAAUGGAUAUUUUCGCUCUGGUAAUCCAUAAGUUGUCUAUGCUGUGGGAAAUACCAAAACCUAUUUUAAUCAAGUAGUUUGCUAUUUUUAAUCUGCAAAGCCUAUAAAGUAUGUAAUAAAAUAUAUGGCCAUAAUGAAAUUGACUCUUAAAAAGGGGUUUUAAGGUGUCUGUAUGUUUUGUUUUAAAUAUUGUUUUCUUCAUAGAAUUUAAGGGUGUUUGAUGAAUAAGUUUUUAGUUAGAAAUAAUAAAUUUUAAGUUGUAAUUGUGAAAAGCUGGAACCAUAAUUUGUUUUUGUGAAAUGUUAGAAAAACCAAUCACGCUAAUAUUUACAAAAGUAAAGCACUUUCUUUUUAAAUGUGUUAUGUUUUUUAUUUUAAGUAAUGUCAACAUGUUUUUGUAAAACUGGAAACUAUUUUAUUUGCAUAGCUAAGUAGAUCUUAUAUUUGAUUUACGUAAAUAGAAUAUAUUGUGUUUAUCUAUAAAAUUUGCAGCUAAAUAUAGUUUUUCCGACUGAA